CUUUCACAUUCUUCCAAAACCUGCCCUUUGCCACGGACGAAAUGGUUUGCAGGGUCAAAGUUUAGAUGUGGUAAGAUAUGUUGUGAUUCUGCAAGUCGCCUGUCUUUUCUCCGAGCAAUAUGAAGAUUGAUUUUGCCCCCGUCGGCGUGCCCGUCUGCAGGAGACUGCAGACUGCCGCCGUGUUGCAAUGGGUCUUCUCCUUCCUUGCCUUAGCUCCCACGUGCAUCUUCCUGUUCUUCUACCUGCUGUUCACCCGUUUCUGGUUGAUCAGCGUGCUCUAUUCUGUGUGGUGGUUCUUUGACUUUGACACUCCUGCACGUGGAGGUCGGAGGGUGCCUUACUUGUGUGGAAUGAAAGUGUGGGACUACAUGCGGGAUUACUUCCCCGUCAAGUUGGUGAAGACAGCUGACCUGGACCCUCGACACAACUACAUCCUGGGCUUCCACCCUCACGGCGUCCUGGUGGCAGGAGCCUUUACCAAUUUCUGCACCUAUGCCACAGGCUUCAAACAAGCAUUUCCAGGCCUUACCAGCUACCUGCUCAUGCUGCCCCUAUGGUUCCGAGCCCCGUUCUUCAGAGACUACGUCAUGUGUGCAGGUCUCAUUCCAUCUGAUAAAGAAAGCGCCAUCUAUCCGCUACGACAGAGGGGCGGUGGAAACGCUGUUGUCAUCGCCGUCGGCGGAGCCCCGGAAGCCCUCGACGCCCACCCGGGGACGUACAACGUACUCUUGGCCAAGAAGAAAGGUUUCAUUAAAAUUGCAAUGGAACACGGAGCUCACCUGGUUCCAGUCUUCUCUUUUGGUGAGAAUGAGGUAUUUGAUCAAGUGGGGAACUCGAGAGGAACCUGGCUUCGAAGUAUACAGGAACAGCUGCAAAGCAUCAUGGGUAUCUCCUUGCCGCUCUUCCACGCCCGUGGGAUUUUCCAAUACUCCUUUGGUCUCAUGCCAUACCGGAAACCCAUCCAUACCAUCGUCGGACGGCCCAUCAGGGUGGAGAGGAACGAGAAACCGACAACCGAGGAGCUCGAUGCCCUUCAUCAGUUGUACAUGGACGAGCUCAGCCAGCUUUUUGAGCAGCACAAAACCAACUAUGGCGUGGACAAAGACACACAUCUGAAUUUUGUCUGAACGGGACGAAAGAUGCGUAUUUAUUUCUCAAGGUUGAGAAGAUUUUUUUGGAUCGGCUAUUGGCUAUUGUGUUAAUAAUUUUACAAACCUUUUUUUUUUUUUUUUUAAAUUGUUCAAAAUUGAUAAACAUCUCCAAAUAUAAAAAUUCAAAACUGCACGAUCAAUAAUUAUCAACUGUGCAAUCUUAUCAAAAGCCACCAAUGACUAGACUAGUUAGGCAACAUUCAACAAAGCGAAUGUGCCCUAGUUAUUAUUUAAUAAACCAGCAAGUCUGGUGUUGGACGGACGACAAGACUGUCUGUGAACUUUGGCAAAUGCUCUUUUAUGAGAUGUUGGCUUGAGCUGGAUAUUUCCAAAUGAAAUGGACGAUGGCCUGAUUCUUUCGACACAGUCUGGCCGACGUGUGAUUGACUAAGAAAAAUGUUGCUGAAACUUUGCAGGACAAUAAAAAAAUGAGCAGAGAAAUGAUUUUAA
Messenger RNA from Syngnathus typhle (broad-nosed pipefish), 1601 nucleotides. It is a transcript of the gene mogat2, whose product is annotated as monoacylglycerol O-acyltransferase 2. Gene Ontology annotation, molecular function: 2-acylglycerol O-acyltransferase activity; diacylglycerol O-acyltransferase activity. Gene Ontology annotation, biological process: triglyceride biosynthetic process; diacylglycerol biosynthetic process. Lineage: Eukaryota; Metazoa; Chordata; Actinopteri; Syngnathiformes; Syngnathidae. Gene Ontology annotation, cellular component: endoplasmic reticulum membrane. The transcript has 7 exons. The record is from RefSeq and is a predicted model, not a curated record. Bases 120 to 1127 code for a protein of 335 amino acids.